This is a messenger RNA of Chinchilla lanigera (long-tailed chinchilla), 4259 nucleotides long. RefSeq names its product ATP/GTP binding protein-like 3 (gene Agbl3). The coding region runs from base 712 to 3699 and encodes 995 amino acids. Lineage: Eukaryota; Metazoa; Chordata; Mammalia; Rodentia; Chinchillidae. Gene Ontology annotation, molecular function: metallocarboxypeptidase activity; zinc ion binding. The record is from RefSeq and is a predicted model, not a curated record. Gene Ontology annotation, biological process: proteolysis. The transcript is spliced from 18 exons.
AUAAUUAAUGUUUGUUAUGGCAAACUCAUAUUUAAAUAGAUGACACAAUAUAUGUAAAGUGAUUUGUCGUGCCACAGAAGACAAGUUAAACGUUCAGUGUUAAACGAUUACAUUUAAGGAAUCUGAGAGCUGAUAAGAAUUUUUGAGAGUGCACACUAAUACGUUCAGGAUUCCCGCAAACCAAGUAUUUAAGGAGAAAAGCCUCAUUUUCCAGAAUAAAGAUCAUUAGUCACAAUUGUGCAAAAUGGAAUUUACUGGGUGCAUACCAAAGACCACCACACUUUCAAUUUAAUCUUCUCACGAAUUGGUGCCAUUAUUAUACCCAUUUUACUGAUGAAGUCAUUUUAGUUCACAAAAUAAACUUGUCCUUGGGUCAGGACAGCUCCAGCACACAAGCCUUAAGCAGUACGCUCCACCGGCUUCUCUCCGACUGCCGUCUCGCCCUCCCCGCUCCCUUGGCCUCCUGCAGUCCCCACCGUCCUAACCUCAGCGAUUCUCUCUGCCCAACCCGCUGUUUUACCCCAGCCCUGUCAACCCCAGAGCUCCCUCUUUCUAGAACCAAGGAAAGCGCAUUGCCCCUGCGCCGGAAGUUAGAAGAUUCCCGAGGGUUGUUCGAAGUCUCGCGCGGAUUCCUCGAGGUCUCGCGAGGCUGGGGGCAUUGCCCAGCCCACAUAUAUAACAAAAGAGAUUUCAAGCCAAACACUGGAAGAGAUGUCAGAAGAUUCAGAUAAGGAAGACUAUUCAGACCGAACCAUAAGUGAUGAAGAUGAAUCAGAUGAGGAUACAUUCAUGAAAUUUGUAAGUGAAGAUAUUCAUCAGUGUGCAUUAUUAACAGCUGACUCUAUUAGUGACCCAUUCUUCCCCCGGACUACACAGAUACUAUUGGAAUAUCAGCUAGGGAGAUGGGUGCCACGCCUUCGCGAACCCCGAGAUUUAUAUGGUGUCUCCUCUUCUGGUCCGCUGAGCCCAACACGGUGGCCAUACCAUUGUGAGGUCAUUGAUGAAAAAGUCAAGCACAUUGAUUGGGCUCCUUUUCAUCCUGAGCCAGUGUACAUCCCAACAGGCCUUGAAAUGGAACCUCUUUACCCAAGCUCCAAAGAAGACAUGGUGGUUUACCUGGCAGAAGAUGGUGGGCACAGUAUGAGAUACGUUGCUGGAAAUUUAAUUUGGUCCCUGGCUUACAAAGAGCCCUGUUUUGUAUAUUCCCGAGUUGGAGGCAACCGAACACCUUUGAAGCAGCCUGUGGAUGGUUAUGACAACACUCUGAUGUUUGAAGCAAGGUUUGAGAGUGGUAAUCUACAGAAGGUAGUCAAAGUGGCAGAAUAUGAAUACCAAUUGACUGUGCGCCCUGACCUCUUCACAAAUAAACAUACACAGUGGUACUACUUCCAAGUGACUAAUACCCAAGCAGAAAUGGUCUACAGAUUCACUAUUGUCAACUUCACCAAGCCUGCUAGUCUUUACAAUCGUGGUAUGCGCCCACUGUUCUAUUCCGAAAAAGAGGCCAAAGCUCAUAAUAUUGGCUGGCAGAGAAUAGGAGACCAGAUCAAGUAUUACAGGAACAACCUGGGGCAAGAUGGACGCCAUUUUUUCUCUCUUACAUGGACAUUUCAAUUUCCACACAACAAGGAUACCUGCUACUUUGCUCACUGCUAUCCAUACACUUACACCAACCUGCAAGAAUACCUUUCUGCCAUCAACAAUGAUCCUGUCCGGUCAAAGUUUUGUAAAAUACGUGUUUUGUGCCACACGCUUGCUAGGAACAUGGUGUAUGUUUUAACCAUUACCACUCCCUUGAAGAACACUGACUCCAGAAAACGAAAGGCUGUGAUUCUGACUGCAAGGGUCCAUCCUGGAGAAACCAACAGCUCCUGGAUUAUGAAAGGCUUCCUUGAUUACAUUUUAGGAGACUCAAAUGAUGCACAGUUGCUUCGGGACACUUUCGUCUUCAAGGUGGUACCCAUGCUGAAUCCAGAUGGUGUGAUUGUGGGAAAUUAUCGGUGUUCCUUAACUGGACGGGAUUUAAACCGUAAUUAUACAUCUCUUAUGAAGGAGUCCUUCCCUUCCGUCUGGUAUACCCGGAAUAUGGUUCAUAGAUUGAUGGAGAAACGAGAAGUUAUUUUAUAUUGUGAUCUUCAUGGCCACAGCAGAAAAGAAAACAUCUUCAUGUAUGGCUGUGGUGGUAGUGACAGGUCUAAAGCACUAUACUUACAGCAACGAAUAUUUCCACUUAUGCUGAGUAAAAACUGUCCGGAUAAAUUUUCUUUCUCAUCUUGCAAGUUUAAUGUUCAGAAGAGCAAAGAAGGAACAGGAAGGGUGGUGAUGUGGAAAAUGGGAAUCAGAAACAGCUUUACCAUGGAGGCCACCUUUUGUGGAUCUACUCUGGGUAAUAAACGAGGCACUCACUUCAACACAAAAGAUUUGGAGUCAAUGGGAUACCAUUUUUGUGAUUCACUCUUGGACUAUUGUGAUCCUGACCGGAGCAAGUAUUAUCAGUGCCUGAAAGAAUUAGAAGAAAUGGAAAAAUGUAUGAACAUGGAAAAAGUCUUUGAGGACUCAGAUUCUUGCCCAAGAGAAAUCACACUGGAUAUAGAGUCCAGUAGCCGAGGUUCUGACAGUUCGGAAUCCAAUGACUCUCAGACCUAUCUUCUCAAGGUAACUUCUCAGAUAAAAACCAAGAAAAAAUUUCUCAAAACAAAAAAAGAGAGGAAUUCUACCAUGGCAAGCCAUCAAAAUGCCAAAGCAGAGGUUUAUGAUAGAGAACAUUUACUUCAGACACACAAAGAAUCAAAUGCUGAUGCAAAAGUGAAAAUACCUGGACAAGCCCCUUCUUAUCUUCUAAAAAAAUAUCUGAGCUCCCAAAGUAUGACUCAGAAUCUUGGCAAAGACCAACACAGAUAUUUUUUAGAUACCUGUGAGAGGCCAAUCCAGGAAACAGGUCGGCCCAAGGAAGACAAUUGGUAUGGAAACUGUAUCCAAGUGACAUCCUUGAAGUGUCCUGUGACCAAACAAACCUCACGUUGGAUUGAGAAGACAAGGAUCUCAACAGAUCUGCAUGACAAUUUAAAAAACAAAGUGAAAGAAUGCACAUCUUUCCAAAGCAAGAAAACUGGCAUGAAUUGGACAGAUGAUGAAAAAAAUAUCUACAGGGAUAAAAGAAUAGUUCAAUCUCAAGAACUGUUGCAGUAUAUCCUCCCUAUCAUGGAAAGCCCUAAAAACAUAGAUGCCGGUCAGAUAAAACAGCUGUUCAAUUCGAGAGCCAACCUCCCAAUUUCACAUAAAAUAAAGCAAGCUUCUUGCAUAAAUAUAAAGAGAUACAGCACCUCUUGGACAACACCAAGAAGUCCCCUUUUCGUAACUCCAAAAAGCCUUAUGACAAACACCUCAGACUGGCUCCAGUGUGAGCCCCAGAGGCCACUGGGAAGUUUUUCACCUUUCAAAGGCCACAAGAGGAAAUGUUUUCAAACCCAGGCCACAAAGACUGAAGACGCACAGUCUCUCAGGAGCAAGUGGGAGACUGCUUCCCCACGUUUCGAAAUGGAUACCAGUAUUCUAAAAGACAGGAGUCUUCCAGCUGAAGAACCCAACCUGCAGAAACCUAAGCAGAUGAUUCCUCAUCUAACUAAAAAUAAAGUUGAGCAAGCAAACAGUAAUGACGGACUUCUCGCCUUCCGGCGGAGGUUACAAAGGGACAAUUAGUCUGGCUGUGCGCUGCUCUGAAGACUGAGAAAUGACAUAGGCUGACACAGUAAAAAGAAAAGCCCUCCUCUUCCUGUCUCUCCCUCAUGCAGAUACUACAUUACAGACUCCAGAUCGCCCCGCGUCUUCAGUGGAAACAUCUUGCAGAAGUUUAAGAGAAAUCCAGAGAAAAUAUAAAACACUUCGAUAUUAUAUUUGAUUUUGUCAACAUGGAAAAAGCGACAUUUGAUUUCUUCCAAAAUUACUUCAGCAAACAUGACCAAAAAACUAAGAGCUGAAGGGAAGAAGGACAUUACUAUCACUCAUUGUAAACUCCUAAGUACUUCAAAUGAAUUAGUCAACAAAUACCAUUUCCUGAGUUUCUGCUGUACGGUUGAUGAGUGAGGAACCACUGGUGAUGUAAGAGACAUUUCUCCCCACUAGAAUAUCAUAUAAUUGUUCUUAUAAUGCAAACAUGACUCAAAUGAUUACAGAAAUGAUACCAUGCAGAGUAAAAUACUAAGCUGUACACCUCCAACCAAUAAAGAAAAUCAUAUAUUAAAAGGUGCUAGUUGCACAGA